This is a messenger RNA of Colias croceus (clouded yellow), 2387 nucleotides long. It is a transcript of the gene Drep4, whose product is annotated as DNA fragmentation factor subunit beta. Gene Ontology annotation, biological process: apoptotic process; apoptotic DNA fragmentation. Bases 125 to 1192 code for a protein of 355 amino acids. Gene Ontology annotation, cellular component: nucleus; cytoplasm. The transcript has 4 exons. Gene Ontology annotation, molecular function: DNA endonuclease activity. NCBI's taxonomy places the organism in Eukaryota, Metazoa, Arthropoda, Insecta, Lepidoptera, Pieridae. The record is from RefSeq and is a predicted model, not a curated record.
UGUCCAGUUUAGUAUGGAAUUUCAUAGUGAUCGUUUGUUUGGUUAAAAAUUUAGUCACAACAUUUCGUUGGUAAUAAUUUCUUUGUUUAUAUAGUGAUAAUUUAGUAAAUCGUUGUUAUCGAAAAUGAAGAAGGGAUAUAAGGUGACAGACGUUAAAAGAGAGAAAAAAAUCGGCGUUGCCGCGGAAAACUUACAAGAGCUUAUUGAGAAAUCAUGCAGAAAGUUAGGCUUCAAUGUCAGCUGCGCGGAGUGUCGGCUUCACGUCGCGGAGGACGGCACUCUGGUGGAUGACGACGAAUACCUGAAGACCUUGCCGCCGCAGACGCUGUUUAUUUUGUUGCAGAAAAAAGAAAAAAUGGUAACUGACUUUGAUUACUACUACAAUUUGAUUAGAUCAGCAAAGAAGGAUUUCAUUAAUACAGGACGGGCUGCAAAAGAGUUCCUUGAUACAAACUUGCGGGAGAAAUUCAAGGUGUUCCAGAGAUAUAUUACAGCAGCUGACGAUGCUAAGACUAUGGUUAGUGAGAGAAAUCUACAUCCAGAAUGGUUUGAAGGUCUUGAGCCUUCAGAGAAAACAAAAGAGCAAUCCAUGUCAAAGCGAGUCAAAGAAAGAAUGAGGGGUUAUUAUUACAAAACAAAAACAGCUUUACAAUCUUCCGAACUGUAUACACAUUCCAAAAACGGGCACAGUAAGAAACUCAUAGAUCAGUUCCUUUUAGAUCUACGUAAGUUGUUGGAGAGUAGCAAAUAUAAUGAAGGCUAUUUUAACAGAAAGUUUGAGAAAAAGAUGAGACUGUGUGAUGAAACUGGUCUUUUUGAAUGCGGAGGGCUGUGGAAUAACGAAAAGUGUGCUUACGAAAAUGAACAUAUCAUAAACCCAUACAGAAGUCGCGAAGAACGCAUCAUAUUCCAAACAUGGAAUUUGGAUCACAGAAUCGAAUUAUCUAGAGCUAUUAUACCAAAGAUAUUCCAAGCCAUAGACAAAAUAUGCAAUGGUGACGCGACCUGCGUAACUUGUAACAAAGAUUCUCUAUGUUAUAAUAUUGAAACUGAUAGAUAUUAUCUACAAAUAUUUACGCGGGAAAAUUUGAAACUUGUUCACAUUGUUUGCCAUUAUAAGGGGAAACAUGAAGCAGAGUCUGGUGUUUACACCAUCUGCAAUAUGUGUCUUGUGAAAAAAGCUUGUAUCUAAAAACGGAUUAUUUAUGAGAAUCCUACAAUAUAUUUUAUUUAUGUUUAUGGUCAGGAUAAUUAAUAGAAAAUUUAAGUCAUAUUAUUAUAAGUUUUAAAAAAUAGGAAUUAAAACAAACAGAGUAUAUUCGAAAAAUAUGUUAAAUAAUAUGAUUUAUGGUCUACUAGUCAUUAAAAUUUCAUGAAUUACAUUAAUAAAUACGAUCAUUAAGAGCAUUUAUACCUGAUAUAUAUAUAUAUACCACUAUUUAAGUAUAUGAAAAGCUUAAAACUUCUCUUGACUUAACACAGGACAUAAUAAAAUGUUACAGUGAUUUUUUAUAUGUAUUGGGAUCUAAUCUGAAUAUCAGAGCAGAUCAAAAAAUCAAUUAAAUACACACUAUUAUAUUAUAAAUUAUAGUAUACAUAUUUUUAUAAUGUAACUACCAAUGUCUAUAUUUAUUAUUGUUGCAUCUUUUGACGUGACAACGUCUUAUAAAUUGGUUUGCCGGGUGACACUUCAAGAAACUGCGUUACGCUCCGCUCACGUUAUGCGCUCACAAUGAGAGCGAGUGAGAGGCACGCGUCCCUUCCACUCGGGCAUGGUUAGCCCGCCUAAGAGCGAGAGAGACAGACAUAAAAAGUCGUUGUCACGUAAAACUUUCGCCCGUAUACCGACUUUACAGGCAACCAAUUUUUUCAUACACAUAUUGAUUAUUUUUUACUAUUUGAAAGAAUAGUUCAGAAUCGAUUUAAAUCAGAGUUUCGUGUCAUGUAUAGCUAAGGUAAUGGAACAAUAAUAAAAUUAUUGCCCUUUAUUUAAAUUAAGGGCAAUGUCCUUAAUAUAUCAAGUAGCCUUUCUAUGUAGUGAUUAUUUACAUUAUAUUAUUGUUGUAAUUAUUGUCAUUAGAUAAGUUUUCUAUUCCUUAAUUGAUCUCCUGUCCCUUGAGUUAGAAUUAAGAAUUUUGUUACUGGCUUUAGAUAGUUUCAUUUAACUAUGAUUAAAAAAAAAUUAAUCAUAAAAUGUAUACUUAGCCUUUUUUUCUUAAUUUUUUAUUUUGUAUGGUAAGAUAACGCAUCGUUUCAUAUGUUUGAUAAAAUGAAGACAGCAUUAGCAUAAUAAUUUAUAAGUCAUAUACUUCUGUCUAUUCCAUUAUUUUAUUUUCUCAAUUUAUAUUUUCUUAGCGUUAUGUUUUAUAACAGACUAGAGGUCCGCC